CAGGCAUCCUAAAAUACAUAUUGUCGCUGGCAAGGAAAUGACAACGGGACAUCAUUAAGCAACGAUGACCCCCCAAAGGAGAACAUAGAUUCCAUCGUGGAUGCCAUGGCUUUUCAUGAGCCAUAUGUGCUCGUCCGCAUGUUUAUAGAAUCUUCAUUAGUGAAGAGCCGUAAUAGAUAAGGGACUGAAAUGUUAGCAUCAAUCGCUGAGAUAAGGGCAAGUGUAUGACCAGUCUACUUGACAAUUCACAAGGGGCUGGGGCUGGGGAAAAGAGCGGCCGCAACACAGCUUCAGAAAGUGUCUCGCUUUUGGUUUUGCUCCCCUACUCACUCCCCAGACUCUAAUCGGACAAGACGUUCCUGGAUCUCUGUUGGCUUUUCCCUCACCGGAGAACGAAGCACAUGCAAAAUGUACUGUUUUGGUGCCUUGGCUCUUGUGAAUGUCGUCUUCGUCCACCUGACCAACAGCAAACCUGUGGAUGUUAGGAGCGGAUUACUCACCGCGGGGAACUCUCCCGAACACUCCGGUGACCUUGGGAAUAUGGAUGAAGAGGCCCCUUUCGACUUUCAGGCUUUCCUGGAGAAUCUGAAAGCCGAUUUCUUGAGGAACUUGAACCUAUCAGAGAUACCUUCACAGGAGAAGAUGAAAGAGGAGCCACCCCAAUUCAUGAUUGAGUUGUACAAUCGAUAUACCAAGGACAAGUCUUCCAGCCCCAUAUCCAACAUUGUCCGUAGCUUCAGUCCUGAAGAUAUUGCCUCAGGGGAAAUGGACCCCUUUCAGAAAUACAUCUUGCUUUUCAACCUCUCCAUCCCAUGGCAUGAAGAAGUCACCAGAGCUGAGCUUCGGAUCCACACUGCUUGCCAGGAGGAGGCAGAGUGUUUCUCUCGCCUUCAGGGAAAGGUGGUCAUCUACAGCAGUCUAGGAGGGGAUCCCUGGGAGAAACCAAAAGAGGCCCAAUCUUUCCUAGUCUCCAAAGAAAUCCACGAAUGCGGCUGGGUGAUGUUUGACAUGUCUGGCACUGUGAAAAGAUGGGUCAAGGCGGAGAAAGCAAGGACUACCAGCCAGCUACAGAUCACCAUGGAAAGCCAUGUUCACAGGGAGCCCCCCUGUGGAAAGCCGUGCAUCAGUGUAACACCAGAGUCCAACCGUUUGCCCUUGCUGAUAGUGUUUUCCAACGAUAAUGGCAACAGAAUCAAGGAGAACCAAAGGGAACUUCAGGAAAUGAUGGCGCACGAACAGGAGAGCGUGCUUAAGAACGACACUGUUCACAAGCAGAAUGCGUUGCCUUUCGGCGGAACCCACCGUUUUCCAUCUAGAAGCAAACGCAGCGUUGAAAGCAACCACUGUCGGAGAACGUCUCUUCAUGUCAACUUCAAAGAAAUUGGCUGGAAUUGGAUCAUUGCGCCCUCGGAUUAUGAGGCGUUUGAGUGCAAAGGGGGCUGCUUCUUUCCUUUGACCGAUAACGUCACCCCGACCAAACACGCUAUCAUCCAGACCUUGGUUCACUACAAGAACCCCAAGAAAGCAGCCAAGGCUUGUUGCGUUCCCACCAAGCUGGAAGCCAUUUCCUUGCUUUACAAUGACGAUGCCGGGACGCCCACUCUAAAAUACCAGUACGAAGGGAUGAAGGUAGCAGAAUGUGGCUGCAGGUAGGAGAGCAGAGGACCUCUCCUUCAUAACUGAACCAAGCGGUGGAAAUAUCUCUGCGGAUAUUUCAUAGAAUGGCACUUGUUGGAAAUAAAUGGCUGAGUAUGCAAACAGUUGUCUUCCAAGCUGACACCUACCUUUCUCUCUCUCAAGAGACAGACAGACACACACAGAGAGAAUCUGAGACCAAAACUGAAAAAUUGGAACAGCUACAGCUUCUCUUAGGCCUAUUGCAUUAGCAGGUCCCCUCAAUGCCCACCCAUGGUACUGCAAAUGUGUCUAGUAGUAUUUGAGUUUGAUGCAUCUCACAGUCCAUGCUAGAUCUGCUUAGGAAACUGGCCACCUGAUCCACAUGCCUUCAUGAACUUCUAAUUCUGCCUUUUUUGCAGUGUCUCUUCAUUCUUUCUGAGGCUGAGCAUGGAAGUAUUGGCAAUUUGAGGCAGUAGCCGUACGAAACAUUUCGUUUUGCCAUCGUGUCCGUUGCGUUGUAACCAUGUUCCUUCCCAUUUUCCUUUCUCCAUGACAAUGUCGAGCUCUACAUACUGUUUCUAAGCCCAUAUAAUACCAUUGUCCCUCUUUUGUUUUCCAGAAUAUUGACAUUUUCUCGUUUCAAAUUAUUAUUUCCCCCUGUUUGCCAGAUAGUAAUAAAAGAUACACUUAGCAGCUUGAAA
Molecule: messenger RNA, 2318 nt
Organism: Podarcis muralis (Common wall lizard)
Lineage: Eukaryota; Metazoa; Chordata; Lepidosauria; Squamata; Lacertidae
Gene: GDF2
Product: growth differentiation factor 2
Biological process (GO): BMP signaling pathway
Cellular component (GO): extracellular region
Molecular function (GO): cytokine activity; growth factor activity
Source: RefSeq, a predicted model, not a curated record